AUGCCACCAAGAGUAGAUAGCAUAGCCCUGCUAGAACGUACCAUGCAGAUAGUCAGAGAUACUCACUCUGAUUGGCAUGAAGACCAAAUCCUUGAAUGUGCUUUUGCCAUGAUGAACUUCCAACCCAAUGCCAGUCAAACUGAAAAGAUCCCCAAGUCCAUACUUAGCAUCAUCUCACAGAUUGUCAAGCUCAACAAGAACAACUGGGCCAUCUGGGAACCCAUGUUCAUGGAUUGCAUUUGCCCAAUCAAAAAUGCCAAGCACAUCCUCACUGGAGAAAUCCCAGUUGGCCACAAUGACUAUGAUGAAGAACUAGACAGCCACCUACUAGGUCUUAUUCUGUCCUCAUGCAACCAUGGACCCAAUAGCCACAUUGACACUUAUGCACUAGGUUCCUCACCAUACAAGAAGCUCAGAGCUGCCCUCAUGAUUAAUGACAAAGUAAAACUCUCUGCCAUUCAUGAUUGCAUCCAUGAAAUCAAGCUACUCAACUGCAACAUCAUCGACCUGGGUAAGGAACUUGACAAGAUUUGGAACAAUGCCACCAGGCUUGGUAGUCAUAUGGAUGAAAAGCUCAAGAAAUCAACCCUCUACCACUGUGUCAAGGAUGACUGGUUAUACACCCAAACUGUAGACUCCCUCAAGGCUGCUCAACCUGGCUGCAAUUACAAAUAUGCAUAUCAUGCAUUAGCUAAGAAGUUCCAAGAAGCCGAGCUCUCAGGUUGUAUCUGA
Ustilago hordei is the source of this 732-nucleotide messenger RNA. RefSeq lists its product as uncharacterized. The transcript has 2 exons. The record is from RefSeq and is a predicted model, not a curated record. NCBI's taxonomy places the organism in Eukaryota, Fungi, Basidiomycota, Ustilaginomycetes, Ustilaginales, Ustilaginaceae. Bases 1 to 732 code for a protein of 243 amino acids.